This is a messenger RNA of Tachyglossus aculeatus (Australian echidna), 1248 nucleotides long. Its product is annotated as olfactory receptor 14A16-like. Gene Ontology annotation, cellular component: membrane. The transcript has 3 exons. The record is from RefSeq and is a predicted model, not a curated record. Bases 1 to 1248 code for a protein of 415 amino acids. Gene Ontology annotation, molecular function: odorant binding; olfactory receptor activity; G protein-coupled receptor activity. Gene Ontology annotation, biological process: G protein-coupled receptor signaling pathway. Lineage: Eukaryota; Metazoa; Chordata; Mammalia; Monotremata; Tachyglossidae.
AUGCCAAACGUCUCUACGGUGAGGGAAUUCCUGCUCCUGGAAUUAUCGGAUAUCCGGGAGCUGCAGCUGGUCUACUCUGCGCUGUUCCUCCUGGUCUACCUGGGGGCUCUGACGGGGAAUCUCCUCAUCGUCGCCGUCACCGCCCUCGACCGGCGCCUCCAUACCCCCAUGUACUUCUUCCUCAGGAACCUGUCCAUCGUCGACCUCUGCUACAUCUCCGUCACCGUCCCCAAGUCUGCCGUCAUCUCCCUGACCGAUCGUAGAGCCAUCUCCCUCCUGGGUUGUGCCGCCCAGGUCUUCCUGGUUGUCGUUUUGGCCACUUCAGAGUUGGCCGUCCUCACGGCGAUGUCCUACGACCGCUACGCCGCCAUCUGCCACCCCCUGGACUACGAGCUCAUCAUGAACAACACGGCCUGUGGAAAGAUGGCGGCCGCCUCCUGGCUCAUAGGGGUGAUGGUUGGGGUCUUGUAUUCAGCUUCUACUUUCUCCCUGAGCUUCUGUGGGUCCAACAUCAUCCAGCAAUUCUUCUGUGACAUUCCCUCCCUGCUGAAGAUCUCUUGCUCCGAGGACCACGUCAUCAUCGAUGUGAGCAUCACCGGUGGGGUAGUUUUAGUUGUCAUCUGCUUCGUCUGCAUCGUCGUCUCCUACGUGAGCAUCUUCCUGGCCGUGCUGAGGAAACCGGCCGCCGAGAGCCGGACCAAAGCCUUCUCCACCUGCCUGCCUCACCUCACCGUCGUCAUCGUCUUCCUCUUGACCGGAGCUGUCGCCUACCUCAAGCCCGUGUCAGAGUCCACCUCGACCCUGGACCUGCUGGUGUCCAUGUCCUACACCAUGAUGCCGCCCACCCUGAACCCCGUCAUCUACAGCCUGAGAAACAGGGACAUGAAGGCUGCCCUGGGGCGAGUCCUAAAGGGGAGAUUCCUCCUCCCUCCUCUAAGGGACAAAAUGUUUGUUCAUCCCCACCCUGGCUACCAGGGUAACCACCAGCCAGGCUCGGAUACUACAACCGAGCAUCGGCACGAUGCUGCAGUCACUUCCGUUGUCAGUGGUUCCCGUAUGUCAAAAACGUUUUCAGCGAAUUUCUUCUUUGACGUCCCCUCCCUGCUGAAGAUCACCUGCUUUGAAGACCACUCCACUAUCAACGUGAGCGUGACCUUUGCACUAAUAAUGGCUGCCGUAAGCUCCAUUUCCAUCGUUGCCUCGUACGUGCGCAUCUUUUGGGACAUUCUGAGGAUGCUGGCCGCCUAG